Sphaerodactylus townsendi is the source of this 5235-nucleotide messenger RNA. RefSeq names its product SLAIN motif family member 2 (gene SLAIN2). Gene Ontology annotation, biological process: positive regulation of microtubule polymerization; cytoplasmic microtubule organization; microtubule nucleation. Gene Ontology annotation, cellular component: microtubule plus-end. NCBI's taxonomy places the organism in Eukaryota, Metazoa, Chordata, Lepidosauria, Squamata, Sphaerodactylidae. The record is from RefSeq and is a predicted model, not a curated record.
AGCCCGGUCGAUGAGGUGCCUAAAAACAUAACAUUGAGGCUGCCACGGAAAGAGCCAGGUCCAUUUCCCAAGCCGCAAAGACUGGAGAGGGGCGCUGUGUGCGCGCAGCUGCCAUCAACGGCUGAAGCCACCAGGAGCCCUCACGGUCUGUGUGAAAUCAUCGCCCGCCUCCAUUGUCGUGGCGCCACCUCACAGCCCCGGGCGAGACCGGCGCCUGCCCCCGGGGCUCCCCUCGCCGCUCGGGCUGAGGAGAAGCUCCCCACUCAUCUAGGGAAGGACGAGAGAAGCCGGGAAGGAGCGGACAUGGCGGCCCCCGCCGCCGCCGCCGCCGCCGCGCUGGAGCAGGCCGCGACCGGGCGGCGCGGCUGACUCGCCCGGGUCCAGCCCCUGAACGGGCGUCGUGGGAGCGGUGACAGAGAGCCGGAGCUGCGCUUCCCCGCCCGGCCAUGUAGAGGGGGCCCGCCCGCUCCGGAGAGGCCCGCCCGCCCGCCCGCCUCAGCCGAAGGGGCGGGAAGGGAAGCGAGCGAAGGAGCGAGGAAGCGCCGCCCGAUCGAGAGGGCCGCCGUGGGCUGAGAGCGGCGGCGGCGGCGGCGGCGGGUCCGGCCAUGGAGGACAUCAACUCCAACGUGAACGCCGACGCCGAAGUGCGGAAGCUGCAGGAGCUGGUGAAGAAGCUGGAGAAGCAGAACGAGCAGCUCCGCAUCCGCAGCGCCGCCGGGGCGCCCGGCGGCAGCCCCAAGCGGCUCCUGGGCGGCGGCGGCGGCGGCGGAGGGUCCGGGGCUUGCACGCCGCCCCUGCCGCUCACGCCGGGAACCGCCGCCGCCGCCCCGCCGCUGUCAUCGCCGCCGCCCUCGUCGUCCCCCGCCAGGAGCAGCCCGCUGCUUUUGGGGCUCGACCACGGCUGCCUCAGCCCCAGGGCCGGGCCCAGGCGGCCUCCGGCGAGCGAGGAGGACGGAGGCGAAGGGAGGUGGGGGGAAAACGCCGGCGGCCUCCUGGACGAAGUGGAGCCGCUGAGGCCCGACGAGCUGGAGCGGCUGGCCGGCUGCGAGGAGGACGAGACCGGCUGGUUAUAUACCUCACCAAAGAAAAAAGUGACCCCAGUUCAGAAAUCAGUUAGUCCACUUGUUUGGUGUAGGCAGAUACUGGAUUACCCAACUCCAGAUAUCGAAAGUGCUAAAAAGUCAUUGAUCCAUAGACUUGAACAAACAAUGUCUGCCCUCAAGAGACACAGUCUGUAUAGUAAUCCGUUCAGUGCUGUCAAUUACGCAAACUCUUAUAGUCCAAACACUGGCAGUCCUUACAACAGUAGCUACAACUCCCCUUCAUCCACACCAGUGAAACCUCCUUUGAUAAAACAGCUCAUUCUUCCUGGAAACUCAGGUCAUUUCAAAAGUUCAUCAGAUAGAAAUCCUCCACUGAGCCCACAAUCCUCUAUAGACAGUGAAUUAAGUGCUUCAGAAAUGGAUGAAGACUCUGUUGGCUCAAAUUACAAACUAAAUGACUUAACAGAUGUGCAGAUAUUAGCACGGAUGCAAGAGGAAAGUCUCCGGCAAGAAUAUGCAGCUACUGCUUCUCGACGUAGUUCUGGUUCUUCGUGCAGUUCUAUCAGGAGAGGCACAUUUAGCGAUCAAGAACUCGAUGCCCAGAGCUUAGGAAUGGCAGAGGCGGGCUGCCAUCACGCAGUGCUGACUGUCAAUCGAUUCUCUCCAUCACCACGCAACUCACCACGGCCUUCCCCAAAGCAGUCUCCGAGGAAUUCUCCCAGGUCUCGUUCACCCGCUAGAGGAAUCGAGUAUAAUCGGGUGUCUCCCCAGCCAAUGAUUAGCCGCUUGCAACAGCCUCGCCUUUCUCUUCAAGGUCAUCCUGCUGAUAUACAGACUAGUAAUGUCAAAAAUGAAGAAAAACUAAGGCGUAGUCUUCCAAACCUGUCCAGGACAUCUAACAACCACGUUGAGUCAGUGAAAAACAGUAGAAGUGACUCAAACUUUCAAGUGCCAAAUGGAGGAAUACCUCGGGUCCAAACUCAACCCUCAGCCAUUCCUUCUCCCAGCAAGUUUCGGUCUCCAGCAGCACCAUCUCCUCUGGCGCUGAGACAGCCGGUGAAAGCAUUUAGCAACCAUGGACCUAGUUCUGCUGCUCCAGAAGCCACCCAGCUAACACACAGCAGCUCUUCACCAGGGCCUUUAGCAGUUCCAAGUACAGCCUCUCCAAGCACAGGCAACAACAUCAAUAGUGCUACGCUUACAAGACCUGCAGGGACAACAGGGAUGAGGAGUGGUUUGCCAAGACCUAGUGCCCCCUCCACUGGGAGCAUACCAGUGCCUCGCAGCAAACUCGCACAGCCUGUUCGCAGAACAUUACCAGCACCCAAAACCUAUAGCAACAUGAAAGACGAGAGCUGGAAGGACGGCUGCUACUGAACUGCAAAUAGCUCAGCGGGUGCUCCCUCCUUCACCUGGCUAAAUGACAGAUCGAUAUGCAGACCGAUCAGAUAAGACUUUGCGGGGUUUGUAAAUCCCUAGACCUCUCUGUCCUUAAUUAGCACAAACUGGCAGAGAUUAUAAAACAGCACUUUAAUGACAUUAACAACAUCAGAUACUUUGUGAUCACUCAAAUCACGUAUUUUUUUUCACCUCUGGAGAGCCCUCACCCCUUCUUGCUUCUUAAAAAUUAUUAUAAAUGCUCACAUGGGUAGAAUGGCCAACAUCUGGGUGUAUAUAUAACCUAACCAAAUGCCAAAGAAAUGUCCAUCCAGAGAAAAAGCAGCAUGUAAAACAGUAAACUAAAAUGUUCUAAACAAAACAUGUGAUUUGGUUUGGCUUAAUUGCAGCAAAGUGCAUUGUGUGAAGAAAUAAUAUGUACAUGUUAACAUAUUAAUCAAUGCACAAAAAUUGGAUUGUUACAUGUUACUAUGAUAACGAGGUGGUUUAAAACAAUUGUGGACAGUUUGGAUGGAGAAAAUGUAGCCACAAUAAAGCAGUUGCUUCUGAAGUCCCAAUAUAAGAAUGGCAGGGACAUCAUGCUGUUGUUUUACCUUUUCCAAAACAAUUUUGACGCAUUCAGUCUCUCCCUAUCCUGAGUGGGAUAUAUUGCAUCCUUUUACAUUGAUGUAUCUGGAUCUGUGCUAUGUAUUUGGAUUGCCAAAAGGGCUUCGUAUCAGUUGUAAAAUCUUUCUAAACCUUACAGUUUCUGGCUCAGGAAAGAUGGCCUUUGUUAUCACAGCCACGUUUUUUUAAAAAAAUACAUGGCUCAUGUUGUUUCGAGUAGUCCUUGUUUUAACAGGAAGUUUCCUUGCAAAAGAAAAAGUAUCCAUUCAGAAAUCACACCACAGUGCUUGUUGCCUGAAACUCAGCUGGACUUGCCUAUAGAUUAACAUGAAGCAAAACCAACUAUGCACCUGUAAGCUAGAAGCUCUAAGGAAAUAAGUUGUACUGUUGAUAUCAAAUGACAUAUUCAUGUAGGUAUUGUUUCACGGUAUAAGGGAGUUUUCUGUACCCUUCUAAAAUUUUGAUUUCCUAAAUUUAUUUUUUAAUUGUAAAUACUUUUACAAAGUUAUUGCCUAUGUUAGUAUUUUUAACUAUGUACUUUGCCUUACACACCUGUAUUUUUCAUUGCUGGUAAACCUGCCACAUGUUUACAAGGUAUUCAGUUCUUCUAGUGGCUUUUCAGACUUACCAACACUUACCACUGUUUUUGCAUAUCCUUGUUGGAAGGAUACCUAUGCAGCAGAAAUACUGCUAUUAAUACCCAAAGUGCCCCCACCCCCAUUUGGGGUCCCCGGGCCAUAUGUGGUGGGAUGACAGCUGGUUGGGUGCUAGUCACUUUCAAAGAGGAAAUGCCUCUGAUUUAGGGGCUCUCACUCUGUACAAUGGGAAGUAUGCAGAAGUCACAAAGUACAUAAUGAAACAAGUAGUUCGUCAGCUAAACUUGUAUGUAUUAACUGAAGAAUCCCAUUGGUAUAUUAGGUAGGUCACACUUAAAUUUCAUAAAUGCUUGCCUCUUAAAACAGACUUUAAAAUCUCUUUAUGAAGAGGGUACUUGAUAUUGGAAUUUCACAGCACUCGGAUUUUUAUCUAGUCUGUAUAUAUUAGUGGAUUAAAAGCCAUGCAAUUUUACUUGAAUUGGAAAAGUGAGCAAGAUCUCUUAAUAAUGGAUUGCAACUCCAGCAGUCUGAUCCCUUUAUUGAUCAAAGAGAGGCCUCUUCCCAUGUUUUCGUUCUGAAAAAAUUCUAGGAUUCCUGCCACUUUCUAAAGGCACUAUCUAAGAACAGUUUGAGCGCAUGUCACCUGCCAAGAACAACUCAGCUGGGGCUGCUAUACAGCCUUCUGGUUUUCUGCAUAAACCAGACUUGAAGGUAGACGGAAAUCUCUACCCCACAUUUUUAUACAAGGUGAUUCACAGAAGCAUUUGCGUGGAUCACAAGCAGGAAGUUAAUGAUAAUAGUUUCUUUUCAUCUCCACACCCGGUUAAACAAACAUCUAGUGUUAAGGGGUGUCUUCCAAAAUUUACGUAUCCAGUAACUUAUAAGAGAACUGAAAGGGAUGACACUGGAGACAUGUGCUAUAUUAGUCCAAUCAUAUUUAAAGUGCUGAGCAGAAAACAAUAUGUGGUACCCAGCUAUUUUAGACAACUCUAUCUAGCCUCGUUAACAACUGCUCUAAUCCGAUAUCGCAUUCUUCAGAAAUGAAGAAAUGCUAAUUGGUUCUUUUAUUAGGAAAUUAUUUAACUGAUUUGUUUUAUUCAGAAAACUCAGAUGUUGCCUUCUUAACCAAUCCACACGACCAUAUUUUAUACACUUUUUAUAAAGCUCAGCCAUUGUGAUCAUUUCAAAGGCAUAUUACACUCUGCUACUGCAUCGUAACAGACAUUCAACAAAUACAAAUUCCUGAAAGAAGAAAACUGCCAGUUUACUAGGGGAGACUUUUUGUUACCAGUUGAUUACUGGGACAUCCUAGGGCUUUCUGUGUUUAGAGGUUUGGGUAUAUUGAAGAAGCGUGGAAACAUGAAUUUGAUAAACUAGUGCCUAUGAUUUACUUAAUUUAUGUUUGAUAAUAGUAGUAAGGGUUUUAUGAAUGUGGAUUAUUAUUAUUUUUGUGCCAACAGCUGAGAAUUGUUGUAUGUAUGUAGGCAGAAAAGAAAGAGUUCUGCUUCCAAAGUUAUUUAAUUUUUUUUCCUCAGUGUUUGAAUGUUUUUCUAAGUGUUAAUAAAAGUUAAAAAGGAAAAAUAUAAAUAUUA